Molecule: messenger RNA, 1023 nt
Organism: Suncus etruscus (white-toothed pygmy shrew)
Lineage: Eukaryota; Metazoa; Chordata; Mammalia; Eulipotyphla; Soricidae
Gene: TMEM236
Product: transmembrane protein 236
Exons: 4
Coding region: 1-1023 (340 amino acids)
Source: RefSeq, a predicted model, not a curated record
AUGGUCUCAGGAAGAAUCAUCAAGCUGGUGGUCUACGAACUGCUUGAGUUUGUAGCCUUCUCUGUUCCCACCUUGGUGAUUAUGGAGAAGUUCGCCCAAUCCUACCAGCAGGAGCAGAGCCAAAUCGAGAGGACACAUUAUUGGCUGAUUGUUUCGUGUUCCAUUGCUUAUGUGGCUUCCACCACUCUGCUGAUCUGGGUGCCUGUCAAAGUCCUCCUGUAUAAGAAGCGGCACCUGUACAAAAAGAUUAAAGGAUGGAGACCCGUUAUGAUGAUGUGUGUGGUACUCAGCACCCUACCCAGCUUCAGCUUUUCUAUAGCAACGACAGAGGUGAAAAAACAUGGCAACGUUACUAAUCUACCUGACUCCUUACCUGACCUGUCUGUCUCCCUGGUUCUGACUUCCUUGAUUGUGCUUGAUAUUAUUGAAAAACUCAGGACCUACCCACUUAGAGGCACUCAAAGGAUUCACGAUGAUCAGCACAUCCAGGAAACCACUUUGCAGAACAUCAGAACCAUUUCGGAUGGAGUGAGGCAGGAUGACAGCAACUCGGUGUCCCAGCAGCCAGCCAGAAGGAUCCAGGUCCAGGCAGCCAGGGAGUUACCCGAGGGACCCCAGGAGCCCGAUUUCCAGCUGAGCAUCUGGAGUACCCUGUCCCACCGUGACGCCCGUGCUGAAAUUUUCCUCUGGAGCUUCAUGGUCUGGUCGGACACAGUGGAGAUGGUGCGUGUGGCUGGACACUACGCGGUGUACAGUACAGGCUGGCUCUAUCCAGUGUACAUCUUCAGCUAUCUCUCUCUCCUGCGGGUCAUACUAACGCCCCAGAACCCACUCCGCAAUUUUCUGGGUGUCCUGCUCCAAGACGUGCCUUUCUUCUUUGUCAGACUUAGUUUGAUCAUCGCCCUAGGAACCAUCACACCCAUCCUGGGCCUUUGCAAGAAUGCUCUGGUGACUCUCUCUUAUAUUUACUUCAAUUACUUAACCAAACUCCGGCCUUUCUCCACCUUCCAAACGUCAUUAUAA